GUUGCAGUCGGCUGUCACAACUCACUUUUAUUUCAUCCUAAUAGAAUCAAUGCGAACAUUGGUGAUCAGGUCACAUUUAACUUCUGUUCUCUAAAUCACACUUUAACUCAGUCAACUUUGGAAAGGCCAUGUUCUUCAGUCUCAAAGUUCGACACAGGAUUUAAUCAAUAUAAUCCUGAUGAUGUGAAACAUCUGGCUCUGACUUUGACUGUCAACACACUCGACCCGCAAUGGUUUUUCUGCGAUCAGAGCCAGCCCAUUUCCCACUGCCAUGAGGGAAUGGUUUUCGCUCUUAACCCUGGAAAUGAGAUGGAUACUUUCCUAAUGAAUGCA
Molecule: messenger RNA, 333 nt
Organism: Aspergillus uvarum CBS 121591
Lineage: Eukaryota; Fungi; Ascomycota; Eurotiomycetes; Eurotiales; Aspergillaceae
Exons: 1
Source: RefSeq, a predicted model, not a curated record